AUGCCGCCGCGACGUUCAAGGCGGAGUGGUGCGGCAGCCACACAAGCCGUUCCAGCUUCAAGUCAAGAGGACGAGGAGGUUGAGGAAAACGUGGAAAUGGGCAACGUGGAGGUUGAGGAGAGUGAUGAUCUGAGCCAGGAGGAGGGAAACGACGAGGUUGAGGAAAAUGAGGUGGACGACGAAGGGGAUGAGGAUGAAGACGAGGAUGAAGAUGAGGAUGAGGGCGAGGACGAGGACGAUGGAGAGGAAGACGGCGGCGAGGAUCCACUGGACGCAUGGUCGGCUGCGCUCGAGGCCGGUGAGCUUGACGAGAACGGCGAGCUACCUCGUGCCACAGAUGCCAAUCUAACGUCGCGGCAGCGGGCGCUGUUGAAGGAGGAGGAUCCGUUCACAGAGGAGCUGGUUGAGAUCCCGAACAGUGCGUGA
This is a messenger RNA of Monosiga brevicollis MX1, 426 nucleotides long. RefSeq lists its product as uncharacterized. Lineage: Eukaryota; Choanoflagellata; Craspedida; Salpingoecidae. The transcript is spliced from 3 exons. Bases 1 to 426 code for a protein of 141 amino acids. The record is from RefSeq and is a predicted model, not a curated record.